AUGGCUAUCCUCAGUCCAGAAUAUGGAAAGAUGUAUGGUCAAUACAAACAAGCUACAGACAACGUUCUGUCCUGGAUCAGGACUCUCUACAACCGACCGAGCACAAUUCCCCUGAAUAAUCAUCUCCAGUUGGCCGUUUCAGCUGUUCGAGACGGAAUCCAAAUGCCCGACAACAUUCUCGAAAAUCUCACAACAGCAAUCGACCUACGAAGCAAAACUACGGAGUUGCACAGACAAAGUGGCACAUCGGAUCACGGGCACGACCACAUGAUCACAGUUCUUCAAACAAUCUCAACAAUAUUCUCUCCUUCGAGACUAGCAACACCAGAACCGACUUCUGCAUGUGCUACACUUCCAGCACCCACUCCUUAUUGGCAGGAGCACCUCACACCUCGACCUCUUACUCCGCCUCAUCAGGGGUGUUUACCACCAUUUCCUUUUCAACAAGAGUGGUACCCUCCCUCGUUUUGUGAAUAUGAUCACAUCUAUCAAUAUCAACAACACUGCUACGGGGACUUCUACUCGCCUCUUCCCCCUCCUCCACUACUGCCACCGCCAGGCCUGUAUCCGAUUUGGGGGCUCCCUCAGCAUCAAUAUCCUCAUGUCAACCCAGCCAUCACCAUGAGCACUCACAACAUGAAUAUGCCGGCUUCUAUGUUUGAGCGUGCCCCUGGCUAUUGA
Molecule: messenger RNA, 681 nt
Organism: Cladophialophora immunda
Lineage: Eukaryota; Fungi; Ascomycota; Eurotiomycetes; Chaetothyriales; Herpotrichiellaceae
Exons: 1
Coding region: 1-681 (226 amino acids)
Source: RefSeq, a predicted model, not a curated record